AUGUCAAACCUUUUCCAGAGACCGUCCAAGUUGGACAAACACCGGGACACCAUCUAUCGCUUGUACAUCACGGAAAACAAAACCCUAUCGCAAGUUAUUGACAUUAUGAAACGCGACCAUAACUUGCUGGCUUCGGACAAAAAAUACAAGCGUUACUUCAAGAUCUGGGGAUUCGAGAAAAACUACAAGACCAGUGAAAUGAUAUCCAUGCUCAAGAUGCAACAAAAGCGGCUCAGGGAAGGAAAGAAAACAAUAUUCUGCAACGAGAAUGGCCAGAAGAUACCCAAGAGCAAAUUCACGCGGUUCAAGAACCGUCACACCAUCAGGGAAUUUACGGAUGAAGAGUUACAAGAAGUCGAAAUCCCGAGAGGCAUUACCUACAAAACACCCGAGCCAGAUGACACCAAAAGGCGGUUGAAGAAUCGUUCCAGCACCAAUAGAACUGGCGAGAGAACAGGCAUGGGGGUAGAGGAACCUCAAGUCAUCACCCAAUCAUCUCGGUCGGACCGCAGGGACAACAUACGUCGAGAAGAUUAUCAACUACCCGCAAGGCCAGGCUCGUCAUUGUCUAUGUCCUAUCCGAACUGGAGGCAGUGUCGGGAUACCGGUUUUAUCCCAACUAAUGCCUCUCCUGCGCCUUCGGCGUACUCCUUGAACACUACAAUAGGUGCUCCCACUGCUCCAAUGGCGGCCUACACGUCGAGGCAACAUGGCCAGAUUGAGACGAACUUCUCCCCAUACUCGACGGCCAUCAGCGACCCAGGUGAAUAUCAGUCAUCUGCAAGUUUAAGACAGGGCUCAGUGUCAUCUAUGCCGCCCCUUGACUUGAACGACAACCAGGCUGGGCUUUUUACCAGUACCGUUCCUUCUCCCGCUCUUCUUGCAUACAUGUUAAACACUACUCUUGGCUGUCGGAUUUCUCCAGUGGCAGCUUACACAUCAACUGAGCAGCGUUCAGCGUAUGCGCUGGAUUCCUUAACACAGUUUUCAGGUGCCCACACCGCGGGUUUUGUUGACUUAUCCGCGAGCGCAAGGCUGGGAUCAUUGUCAUACAAUAACUAUCAAGGGAGUCAUGAUGGGCCUUCCCGUGGUAUUCUCAGCUCUCGCGCACCCUCGGCUUCAUACCUAAACAACAACACCUGCGACCUUGAUGCUUCAUCCGUUUAUCCCUUUAACAACACAAUCACUGCCCCUGUUCCCCUCUCCUCUCCAUGGAACGGCCAAGGGCCGUUUUCAACCAAUGAUCCCAUCUCGCCGGGUCUACAGCUCAUUGGUUCCGGUCCCUCUUCGACAUACGCCCAGGUGGAGGCAUUUCCCGUCGGUCCUAGACACGAUAACCAUACUGGUGACUAUGGCGAAUAUGACGAUAUACCAACGAACACUGUGAACAGCACGUACUCUCCUGUUUUGCAGUCAUACCUUGGUGAGACUGAGGAGUAUCCGUCCUGCAAUUCCAACAAUUACUACACUGGCCGGAUAUCAGGGCGGCAAUGUUGUGGAUGA
Molecule: messenger RNA, 1503 nt
Organism: Neurospora tetrasperma FGSC 2508
Lineage: Eukaryota; Fungi; Ascomycota; Sordariomycetes; Sordariales; Sordariaceae
Exons: 3
Coding region: 1-1503 (500 amino acids)
Source: RefSeq, a predicted model, not a curated record